AUGGAAACCGAUAAAAGAUACCCAAGUACUAGUGUGUACAAGAAGUUACCAAAGACUAAUGAUACAAAAAGCGAUCAAUUAUUAAUUUUCAUUCCAGGAAAUCCGGGGCUUCUCGAUUACUAUACCACCUAUCUUGAUUUGAUUCAAAAUCAAAAUCCAAACUUGGAAAUAUUAGCAAUAUCCCAAGCUGGAUUUCAAACUACAGAUGAUUUUGAAAAGGAUCUGGAUCCAUUCAAAUUUUAUGACUUGGAAUACCAAAUUAAACACAAGUAUGAAAUUGUAAAAGAUCACGUCAAUGAAGGCCGUUACGAUGGCAGAAACAUUGAGUUAUUCUUCUUGGCUCAUUCUGUUGGUUCCUACAUGGUUCAAAGAAUUUCAAAACGUCUAAUUGAUGACGAGUCUUUGAAUGGUAAAAUCACAAUUAAAUUCAUUGGAUUGAUUUGCCCAACAAUUGUUGAUAUCGGUAAAUCAUCAUCCGGUCAAAAAUUUACCAAACUUUUUUCAAUUUUGCCAAUUCAACUCUUACUUUUCCUUAUCAGUGUAUUCAGAUUUUUUUUGCCCACUGUCCUAGCUCGUAUGAUUAUUGGUCAUAUCAUAAUUUCCAAACCAGUUCUUGAUACCAAAGCCGCAAUUGAAAGUUGGGAAAAUUCAAAAUCAGCAACAUUUAAAUUAUUUCUGUCAAAUCAAAUCAUAAGACAAGCAUUCACUCUCGCAAAGGAAGAGAUAGAAUGUAUUCAUAAGCAUGAAGACGUCAAUGACUGGUUUUUCAAAAAUUUAAGCCAAACCGUCAAAAUAUGGUGUUUCUUUGCCUUAACCGACCAUUGGGUUCAUGAUAAUACAAGAGAUUACAUAUUAACCAACUACCAUGACAGAAAUAAUAGGAACGUCGAUUUCCAGCUUGGCAGCAUCGAUAAUGAAACCGGCCAUGCAAUAACCCAUAGUUUCUGUGUGGAUCAAUCGGUUGAAUUUGCUGAAUUGACAAACUCUGCAUUGAAGUGGUAA
Messenger RNA from Hyphopichia burtonii NRRL Y-1933, 1002 nucleotides. RefSeq lists its product as uncharacterized. Gene Ontology annotation, biological process: lipid storage. The transcript has a single exon. Gene Ontology annotation, molecular function: lipase activity. Gene Ontology annotation, cellular component: lipid droplet. The record is from RefSeq and is a predicted model, not a curated record. NCBI's taxonomy places the organism in Eukaryota, Fungi, Ascomycota, Pichiomycetes, Serinales, Debaryomycetaceae. Bases 1 to 1002 code for a protein of 333 amino acids.